AGUUAAAGACAACUAAUUCAAGGGGUUUAAAUAUAUCUGUCAAUCACCAACUAUCUAGAAAACCAACUCAUUGGGUCAACCACAGAAAAACAAUAAAAAAUAAGUAAAUAAAUAAAUAAAAAAAAGAAAAAAAAUAGCAACAACAAUAACGUCAAACAUAGCAAGUAAGAAACCGUGGCCAUUUUUUUCAACCAAUUUAGCCGAAAAAUAAGCAGAAACAUCCUCCUAAAUACCAAUAUUCAAAUCCCUAUACGUGGACCAAUCGAACCCCUUCUCCCCCUCCUAAUUGCAAAUAUCAUCUCCUCUAAUCCCCCAAUCAACCAACAUGCAGGAAAAUAAACCAUUAAAUUUUACUACAUCCAUUCUCCUGCAUCUUUCCUUCAAAAAUACCAUUAAAAUCUUCAUUAAUAUAGCUACACAUUCCCUUCUCCCCUUGCUACAAUAUGAUCCUCACAUCAAAAUCCUUAUUUCCAUGGCUCCUAAUCGGCUCCUUCAUCUUCUUCAUCUUCUCCCAAAACUCUUCUUCUCCCCCAUUUAGAAUCAAAGAGCUCAAACAAAGAUUCAAUGGCGGGUGGAAACCAGGGUGUGAUAUUACCAAUGGAAGCUGGGUGAGAGAUAAUGGAAGCAGCCAUGGAUACACUAACCAGACAUGCAAAACUUUACCAGAGUCGAAAAACUGCGGCAAGUAUGGGAAGAAGGGGGAUUAUGAGAGGUGGAUAUGGCAGCCGACAAGGUGCGAGUUGCCGAGGUUCAGUGCUGUGGAAUUCCUUGAAAUUUCUAGAGGGAAGAGAAUGGCUUUUGUUGGAGAUUCGGUUGCUCGAAAUCAGGCGGAUUCACUCGUCUGCUUUCUCUCUGAGACCGAGAUUCCGAAACCAUUCCACAAAGAUCAAGAAGAUAAAUUUCCAAUUUGGUAUUUUGAAUCCCAUAAUUUCACUCUUAUGGUAAUGUGGACCAAAUUCCUGGUGCAAGGAACAGAAAAAUUAAUGAAUGGAUCUGGCUCUGGCGACUACGACCUUCAGUUGGACACGAUGGAUCGAGAAUGGACCGACAGACUUCACUUCAUCGACUAUAUAGUCAUUUCUAGCGGCCAUUGGUUCUCAAGAAAAAUCUACUUAUAUGAAGGUGGAGAACUCACCAGCUGCAUCUUCUGCUCUGACCAAAAUGUUACAAAUCAUGACCCCACUAUUGGCUUGCAAAAAGCCUUCAAAACCACACUACAAUUCCUAGACGAAGCCAGAGAGUCUGAUCAGAAUAUGUUCAUAGUGUUGAGGACAUUUUCACCGGCACACUUUGAAAACGGGACUUGGAACGAUGGCGGCUACUGUAACAGGACCAGACCAUUCGACGAAAGCGAACUAAGCAUGACGGGGACUUACUGGGACAUUCGAAACGCGCAAGUGGAGGAAGUGAAUAAAAUCAAAAUAGCUUCAAGGAAUGUGAAGAGACGGUUUGAGCUCUUGGAUAUCACGAAGGCAAUGAUGAUGAGGCCUGAUGCGCACCCGGAUUCAAACUGGAACAAUGAAUGGAUGAGAGGUUACAGAGAUUGCGUGCAUUGGUGCUUGCCAGGGGCUCUUGAUAUGUGGAACGAUAUGCUGCUGAUAUUGCUCAAGAAAUACUCAUGGGAGAUGGGUAAUAUAGAAGCUGAGAGAUCGUAUAACAGAUAAUGUGUAUCCUAUUGAUAAUUCGAUUAUUGUGAUCAAACUAAACAGCAAUUUAUGAUGAAGACAUGCAAAUUCUUUCUGUGCAACAAGAGCAUGAGGCAGAUGUGAUCAACAGCUAAAAGAUGCAAAAGAGUUCCUCAGAACUCAGAAGCAAAGGAUUUUCUUCGAGGGUUUUAGUUUAUUUUUUCUGAAGACUGUGAAAGAAAAAGAUCAAUGUUCAUUUACUUUCAGAUGUGAGCAUUAUGUAUCACUUUGAUGAGAACUAUCAUUUGUUGAUUUUUUGUAUAAAAUUCAAAUACUGCAGGAAA
This is a messenger RNA of Phalaenopsis equestris, 1969 nucleotides long. Its product is annotated as protein ALTERED XYLOGLUCAN 4-like. The coding region runs from base 444 to 1664 and encodes 406 amino acids. Gene Ontology annotation, cellular component: Golgi apparatus. Gene Ontology annotation, molecular function: O-acetyltransferase activity. NCBI's taxonomy places the organism in Eukaryota, Viridiplantae, Streptophyta, Magnoliopsida, Asparagales, Orchidaceae. The record is from RefSeq and is a predicted model, not a curated record. The transcript has 3 exons.